Molecule: messenger RNA, 5146 nt
Organism: Ictidomys tridecemlineatus (thirteen-lined ground squirrel)
Lineage: Eukaryota; Metazoa; Chordata; Mammalia; Rodentia; Sciuridae
Gene: Hic1
Product: HIC ZBTB transcriptional repressor 1
Biological process (GO): regulation of transcription by RNA polymerase II
Cellular component (GO): nucleus
Molecular function (GO): protein binding; DNA-binding transcription factor activity, RNA polymerase II-specific
Source: RefSeq, a predicted model, not a curated record
CUUCCAAAAUGUAUUUUUUUUUUUUAAGGGAGAAGGGGGCUUUUGUCCCAGUUAUCAGCCUUCCUACCCAAAAGGAGAACUCCUAUUAAUCUGUCAAAACCCAGCUUCAAGAGCAAUUUUUUUAAAGAGAGAGAGAGAGAGAGAGAUUUUAAAAAUAUUUAUUUUUUAGUUUUCGGUGGACACAACAUCUUUAUUUUAUUUUAUGUGGUGCUGAGGAUCGAACCCAACGCCCCGCGAAUGGCGAAUGCCAGGCGAGAGCAUUACCGUUUGAGCCACAUCCCCAGACCCCAAGAGCACUUCUUAAGAACCUUCUUACUGCUCUUCAACACUCCGUAUGUACUUCCAAUUCAGCCCCCAUCACGUCUCUUGGCAGAGAUGUUGGUUGUUGGGGUCCUCUUCCCUAGAGGCCAGAAACAUUGCAGUCAACCAUUUUCAUCUUUGGAACUUCAGUACUUUUUUUGAUGAAAACGCCAUGAGGAGAUAGAGGCGUGGCAAUGGAUAGGGCAGAUUCAGAGCUUGCUUCGGAAGCGAGUGAGGGACUGACUCAAGAGGCGGCGGGAGUCAGGUGGACCUGUUUGGACCAGAAGCUGCCUCCAGGCACCAAAGCUCUGAAGCAGCUAUCGGAGUAAACAGAGCCUCUGGGGGGCGCCCAAGUCCUUGGUGUCUGAAAGGAACAGCUAGUGGCCGCACCAGCAGCCCCUCGCCGAGUGACUCAGCCACUACCUCUGGCGGGGGCGUGGGGGCUGGAGAACAGCGCGGAGGGCUGCUAGCGCGGUUCCCGCCAGCCAGAGGCGGGGUGCGGUUGCUAAGCUCUCCAAGGCCUCCGAGAGCCGCGAUCUGGGCGAACCUCAUCAGUUACCAUGGUAACACUGCGCCCCAGCCUCCCGCUCUAGGCCACUGAAGAGGCGCAGCCAAUCAGAAGCUGUGGGCGUUCUCGGGGACCCCUCCCAGUGUGUGGGCGGGGGUCAGGAGAUGCGGGGGGAGGAGGCGGAGCGUGGGCCGUCGAGAUGCGGUAUUUGCAACAGUUCUGGCGUGUUCGCCCAGCUGCGCUGGGACACUUCCGGAAUAGUUGUGGAGCGCCAGAGAGUCAAUACAGGGUUCCCUCCAGAAGAGGCGUCGCUCGCGCAUAUCAGAUUGAUGGACCAUCUAAGGAGGUUCCAAGCUUGUCUUGUUUCUCUCCGGUUGGAGAAAAGCCAGUCACUUGGGGGUUCUUCAGAAUGCCUUACAGAGGGAAUCUGGGCGCUGGGCACUGUCCAGCCACUUCCAAUCAAUUAUCCUGGAGUUUCUCCAGAGACCCUCAACUUCAGGGUAGGCUAUUAUGGGAACACCUCUGCCCAGAUUCACGGGAGUUCCACCAGGCAGCCCUUGGAGUAUCACAGACAGCUGGGACUCCAGGAGCGGGCGUGGGUGUUUGUGUAAACAUGUGUGCCAGCGAGUGUCACUACCUGGUAGGGUCUGGGGGCAAAUGGGUUUAUGCUGUGCAUACCUAACAUAUGACAGAACGAGGGUGGGCGUGUUGGAGAGUAGGUCCAAGGGGACGGUCGCCUCCAGGAAUGUCUAAGGGGAGUCCCCCGAGAUCAGCUACCUUUGUCUCGCUUAGGAUUUCCAUAAUCUCCAUCUCGUUACCUACUGUCACCAUCUAUUGUUAUCAGAAUUCCUCCUUGAGGGCAAGACUUCCUAAUUGAAGCUAUGUUCUUAGAAAAAUGUACGCAGAAGGGCUUAGCUCAAAAUCCAAAGGUUUAUGGACUUGCAUUCGGGACUUGGAGUCCAGGUGGACACAUCUGGAAGAAUGAACCUGCACAUAGGUCUCCUGCCCAGCUGGGCAUCUGCGAGUCUCCAGCCCAGGUGCGCCAGAGAGGUUUCUGUGGUGCAGCGCAGAGUCCCACACUGCCGCGAGGUGGCGCCAUAGCCGCAGCAGCGCCUGCCGGCCCCGACCGCUCCAGAUAAGAGUGUGCGGAAAGCGCGGCGGGGCUGAGACGCGACCAGGACGCGGGGAGGACGGACCAGCAGGACAGACCGACCGGGGGCCCGGCGGGCGGAGGGCAGCACAGCGCAGCCACGUCCCCCCUGGAUCCGCCGGCAGCCGGGCCCGGGGCUUCCGACAUGCCCCCCAGGAGAGUGUGCUGGGCAGACGAUGCUGGACACGAUGGAGGCGCCCGGCCACUCGAGGCAGCUGUUGCUGCAGCUCAACAACCAGCGCACCAAGGGCUUCUUGUGCGACGUGAUCAUCGUGGUGCAGAACGCCCUCUUCCGCGCGCACAAGAACGUGCUGGCGGCCAGCAGCGCCUACCUCAAGUCCCUGGUGGUGCAUGACAACCUGCUAAACCUGGACCAUGACAUGGUGAGCCCGGCAGUAUUUCGCCUGGUUCUGGACUUCAUUUACACCGGUCGCCUGGCUGACGGUGCAGAGGCUGCGGCUGCAGCGGCCGUGGCCCCGGGGGCCGAGCCGAGCCUGGGCGCUGUGCUGGCUGCCGCCAGCUACCUACAAAUCCCUGACCUCGUGGCGCUGUGUAAGAAGCGCCUCAAGCGCCACGGCAAGUACUGCCACCUGCGGGGAGGCGGCAGUGGCGGCGGCGGCUAUGCGCCCUACGGGAGGCCGGGCCGGGGCCUGAGGGCGGCCACGCCGGUCAUCCAAGCCUGCUACUCGUCCCCGGCCGGGCCUCCGCCGCCGCCUUCCUCUGAGCCGCCGUCGGGCCCCGAGGCAGCGGUCAACACUCACUGCGCGGAGCUGUACGCUUCGGGCCCGGGCCCAGCCACCGCACUUUGUAUCCCAGAGCGCCGCUGUUCCCCGCUCUGCGGCCUGGAUCUGUCCAAGAAGAGCCCACCGGGCUCUGCGGCUUCUGAGCGACCACUGAGUGAACGUGAGCUGCCUCCGCGUCCGGACAGCCCUCCUAGCGCCGGCCCCGCUACCUACAAGGAGCCACCACUCACCCUGCCGCCGCUGCCGCCGCUGCCGCCGCUGCCCUUCCAGAAGCUGGAAGAGGCCAUACCGCCUCCGGACCCGUUCCGUGGGAGCGGUGGCAGCCCCGGACCCGAGCACCCCGGCCGCCCCGACGGGCCCAGCCUCCUCUACCGCUGGAUGAAGCACGAGCCGGGCCUGGGUAGCUACGGCGACGAGCUGGGCAGGGAGCGCGGUUCUCCAGGCGAGCGCUGCGAGGAGCGCGGCGGGGACGUGGCAGCCUCGCCCGGGGGCCCCCCGCUCGGCCUGGUGCCGCCGCCGCGCUACCCGGGCAGCCUGGACGGGCCCGGCGCAGGUGGUGACGGCGAUGACUACAAGAGCAGCAGCGAGGAGACUGGCAGCAGCGAGGAUCCCAGCCCACCUGGAGGCCACCUCGAAGGCUACCCAUGCCCGCACCUGGCUUAUGGAGAGCCAGAAAGCUUUGGUGACAACCUGUACGUGUGCAUCCCUUGCGGCAAGGGCUUCCCCAGCUCUGAGCAGCUGAAUGCGCACGUGGAAGCUCACGUGGAGGAGGAGGAGGCGCUGUAUGGCCGGGCUGAGGCUGCUGAGGUGGCUGCUGGGGCAGCCGGCUUAGGGCCCCCUUUUGGCAGCGGUGGGGACAAGGUCGCUGGGGCUCCAGGUGGCCUGGGAGAGCUGCUGCGGCCGUACAGAUGCGCGUCCUGCGACAAGAGCUACAAGGAUCCAGCCACUUUGCGGCAGCACGAGAAGACGCACUGGCUGACCCGGCCCUAUCCAUGCACCAUCUGUGGGAAGAAGUUCACCCAGCGGGGGACCAUGACGCGCCACAUGCGCAGCCACCUGGGCCUCAAGCCCUUUGCAUGCGACGCGUGCGGCAUGCGCUUCACACGCCAGUACCGCCUCACAGAGCACAUGCGCAUCCACUCCGGCGAGAAGCCCUAUGAGUGCCAGGUGUGCGGUGGCAAGUUCGCACAGCAACGCAACCUCAUCAGUCAUAUGAAGAUGCACGCUGUUGGUGGUGCGGCCGGCGCUGCCGGCGCGCUUGCAGGCCUAGGGGGGAUACCAGGCGUCCCUGGCCCCGACGGCAAGGGCAAACUCGACUUCCCAGAAGGCGUCUUUGCUGUGGCUCGCCUCACGGCUGAGCAGCUGAGCUUGAAGCAGCAGGACAAGGCAGCUGCGGCCGAGCUGCUGGCGCAGACCACGCACUUCCUGCACGACCCCAAGGUGGCGCUCGAGAGCCUCUACCCGCUGGCCAAAUUCACCGCGGAGCUGGGCCUUAGUCCCGACAAGGCGGCGGAGGUGCUGAGCCAGGGCGCUCACCUGGCUGCUGGACCCGACGGCAGGACCAUCGACCGUUUCUCCCCGACCUAGCGCGCCCCUUGCUGGCCCGCCUUCGCCUUGCCGUUGCUUCUCGGCCCGGCCCGUACCCCUAAGGAGAAGCGCGGCACACCGUGCCUGGGACAACUAGUAGCAACGGCGUCGCCUCAGUGGCGGCCCCACCUCUUUGCGGCCUCACCUGGCCUCACUGCUUUGUGCCUUAGCUGGGGGUGGGGAUGGGGGAAAACCCCUGGAUGGGGUGGGAUGGGGGAAGGGAGAUUUAUAUUUUUGAUAUCAGCUUUGACCAAAGGAGACCCCGGCCUCUCCCUGCCUCUUCCUGUGGUUCUUUGGCCCCCUCCCCCGGCUCCAUGCUGCUCUUUGGGGGAGGGGUGUCACUGUUGGGGCGCUCCCAGCCCUACCUCCGGCCCUUGCGACCACACCCAUUCUCACUGUGAAUCUCCCCGCUGGGGUCGGAGUAUCGGGCAGAGUUGUGGAGAGGGGAGGGGACUGAGCCAGCCGGAGGGUCCCCGCCUUCUGCUCCUGCCCGCCCGGGACUGAUAAUGUGAAGUUCCUCAUUUUGCACAAGUGGCACUAGCCCCAGGGCCAACCCUUUCCUCUCCAACCACCAAGGUGAGGAGUUAUGGAGCCAGGGCCAAGGCAGCCCUGGCUUGCCUCAUCUCCCACUCCCACGGUGUCCCCUACCCUUCCCUGGGGCCCCGGAUCAUAUUUAUUGCAUGCUCCCCGGGUGGCCCCCCCAUCCUGAGCCCAGCCUGGGCUGGGCUGGAAAGCGGUCUCCUUAGCUCCCUCCUCCUAUUUUGUAUAUUUCCUACCUUGUACACAGGCUCUUUCAGAGCCGCUUCCAUUUUCUAUACUCGAACCAAACAGCAAUAAAGCAGUAACCAAGGUUCCCAA